Leucoraja erinaceus (little skate) is the source of this 5984-nucleotide messenger RNA. It is a transcript of the gene farp1, whose product is annotated as FERM, RhoGEF (ARHGEF) and pleckstrin domain protein 1 (chondrocyte-derived). The record is from RefSeq and is a predicted model, not a curated record. Bases 319 to 3414 code for a protein of 1031 amino acids. The transcript is spliced from 27 exons. Gene Ontology annotation, cellular component: cytoskeleton. NCBI's taxonomy places the organism in Eukaryota, Metazoa, Chordata, Chondrichthyes, Rajiformes, Rajidae. Gene Ontology annotation, molecular function: cytoskeletal protein binding; guanyl-nucleotide exchange factor activity.
CAAGAGCUGGGCGGCGCUUCUGCUGUUCUCUCGCUGGUGGGGAUGGCGCUGUUCCUCGCCCACGGACCCCAGCCUGGCUGCUCAAGCUCUCACUGAGCAGUCGGGACAUGGCCACCCGGAGCCGGCGCUCCUGCAACCUGGACAUCUGAAACCUCCCGCCGACGGUCCGACCCUGCCAGCCUCUUCCUCCUCCUCCUCCUCCUCCUCCCCCCAGUCCAGCGGAGCGGAGCGAAGGGGGGCAGCGAGCCAGCCAGCCAGCCAGCCCCGGGAGGAGGGUGCACUCCCUCGGCGAGUAUCGCGGGAACCGGAACGGGAAGGAUGGCGGAUAUCGAACUCACCCACCAACCGCUUCAGAGCCCCGGCGCCAGGCUGGGCGGGCAGGAGACCACCGGGAUCAGCACCUUGGAACCAGGGCUGAAGCCACCCAACUCUCCCUCUGGCAAACUCAUCCCCAUCAAGGUCCAAAUGCUGGAUGACACCCAGGAAGUGCAUGAAGUUCCGCUAAAAGCCUCUGGGAAGCAUUUGCUGGAUUUGAUUUGUCACAACCUUAACCUUAUUGAAAGUGAUUACUUUGCCCUGGAGUUUAUGGACCAUCACAAGGUUAUGGUGUGGCUGGACCUGCUGAAACCAAUUGUGAAACAAGUCAGAAGGCCCAGGCACAUAGUGAUGCGAUUCGUGGUGAAGUUCUUUCCUCCUGACCACUCUCAGCUCCAAGAAGAACUGACCAGGUAUCUCUUUGCUUUACAAAUCAAACAGGACCUGGCCUCGGGCAGAAUGACCUGCAACGACACAAGUGCGGCACUCCUGGCCUCUCACAUCAUCCAGUCUGAAAUUGGGGAUUUUGAUGAAGCUGUUUUCUCCGAGCAUUUAUCGAAACACAAGUACGUACCUCAGCAGGAGGCUCUGGAGGAGAAGAUAAAGGAGCUUCACCGGGGCCAUGUCGGACAAACGCCUGCCACCUCGGAUUAUCAGCUCCUGGAGAUCGCGAGGAAGUUGGAAAUGUACGGGAUCCGCCAGCACCGUGCGAAGGACCGAGAGGGGACAAAGAUCAACCUCUCCGUGUCCCACACGGGGAUCAUUGUGUUCCAGGGGAACAACAAGAUCAACUCGUUCAACUGGGCCAAAGUUCGCAAACUGAGUUUCAAGAGGAAGAGAUUCCUCAUUAAGUUCCGUCCAGAGAUGAAUUCCUGCCAAGACACCUUGGAGUUUACCAUGGCCAGCCGUGAUUCCUGCAAGGCAUUCUGGAAGAUAUGUGUGGAAUACCAUGCAUUCUUCCGACUGUUUGAGGAACCCAAACCCAAACCCAAGCCCAUUCUCUUCACCCGAGGAUCCUCGUUCAGAUUCAGUGGGAGAACCCAGAAACAGCUCCUGGAUUACGUCAAAGAAGGCGGAUACAAGAAAACGCAGUUUGAGAGGAAACAUAGCAAAAUGCGAUCCAUUCGAAGCCUGCCUGAUCAUCAGUCACUGGGGCUAAAACAAAAUGACGGUUUUCCUUUUGGAAAGGGUUUGCCGUCGACAGGACCUCCGACCCCCAACGAGAGGAAGGACGCGGCCGUCACUCGCCCGACCGAGGAGAAGCCGGUGGAAAGCAAGAGUCGCUCGCCGUCCCGAAGCCCCAAGACGGACGGGCAGGAGGAGGCAGCGAGGGAGAAGGCGAGAGGCCAGAGGGAGCAACACAAUGCAGUGUCCCCGGCAUACAGCCCACAUGCAUCCGACCUCUCGCUGAACUCGCAGGCGGGUCCCGGCCUCCUCAACCUGUCCCUGUCUCCCAGCCUGAGCCCCGAUGGCAAAUCACACUCGCCACUCAUCACACCCCUGCUGACCGACGCCACUUGUGUCAAGACGGACGAUGAGGAGGAGAUGAGGAGGAAGCGGUUCCCAGCAGACAAAGCUUAUUUUAUUGCCAAAGAAGUGUCCACCACGGAACGAACCUACCUAAAGGAUCUUGAGGUCAUCACAACGUCUUUCCAGAGCGCUCUGGCCAGAGACGACGCCAUGCCUGAACAGUUGAAGAACUUAAUGUUCUCGAACUUUGACCCGCUCUACAAGUUUCACACUGGCUUUCUGAGGGAAGUUGAACAAAGGCUUGCUCUGUGGGAAGGAAGGUCCAAUGCCCAUGUUAAAGGAGAUUACCAAAGAAUUGGAGAUGUGAUGUUGAAGAACCUGCAUUCUAUGAAGCAACUCACCGUCCACUUACAGAAGCACAGCGAGAUCCUGGUGGAACUGGAGAAGGCCAUCCGGAAUUCCCGGAAGCUGGAGGUGACGUGCCGGGAAUUUGAGCAGCAGAAGGUCUGCUACCUGCCCCUGAAUGUGUUCCUGCUGCGGCCGCUGCACCGGUUGAUGCACUACAAGCAGAUCCUGGAGCGGCUAUGCAAGCAUUACCCGCCCAGUCACGUCGACUUCAGAGACUCACGGGCGGCUCUGGCAGAGGUGGCGGAGAUGGCUGCGCAGCUCCAUGGCACCAUGAUCAAAAUGGAGAACUUCCAGAAACUCGUGGAGUUGAAGAGGGACCUGAUUGGGAUUGACAAUCUGAUGAUUCCCGGAAGGGAGUUCAUUCGACUGGGGUGCCUGAGUAAGCUAUCUGCAAAGGGCUUGCAGCAAAGGAUGUUCUUCCUGUUCAACGAUAUCCUUGUGUACACGAGCAGAGGGCUUACGGCAUCCAAUCAGUUCAAGGUGCACGGUCAGGUUACUCUCUACGGCAUGACGAUAGAGGAGAGUGAGGAAGAGUGGUCCGUUCCCCACUGCUUCACUCUGAAUGGCCAACACCAGACCAUCAUCGUGGCUGCAAGUGCACGGGUAGAGAUGGACAAGUGGAUUGAGGACUUGCAGAUGGCUGUCGACCUUUCCCAGCAGUGCAAUGGAUUAAACAGUGAGCUCCUGACCCCAAGUCCUGGUGAAGGGACCAACAAAUCAACUGAUGAGACAUCUGUAGAACAGGAGUCGGAAGAUGAUUUAAGUGCCUCAAGGACCUCUCUUGAGAGACAAUCGCCCCAUCGUGGCAAUACCACCAUGCACGUUUGCUGGCACAGGAACACCAGUGUCUCAAUGGUGGAUUAUAGUAUUGCUGUGGAGAAUCAGCUUUCUGGAAACUUGCUGAGGAAAUUCAAGAACAGCAAUGGUUGGCAAAAACUUUGGGUGGUCUUUACCAACUUCUGCCUUUUCUUCUACAAAUCACACCAGGACUCUCAUCCGCUGGCAAGCUUGCCACUACUGGGUUAUUCUGUUACCACCCCAGCAGAGUCUGACAGCAUUCACAAGGACUACGUCUUCAAGUUACAGUUCAAGUCCCACGUUUACUUCUUCAGGGCUGAGAGUGAAUAUACCUUUGAAAGGUGGAUGGAAGUGAUCAGAAGUGCCACCAGCUCUGCUACUCGCACACGCCUUCUAAGUCGCAAGGAAUCUCAUGCUUACUGAUCGCCAGUGGAGAAGGGUCCCUGUCAAACACACAGAUUUCCAUCACAUUUUGACUCUUUUUCUUUAAAGGAGAAAAAUAGAGUUCCAGUGCACAUUUAGUGGAGUUCCAGACCAUUUGUCUUUAAGAUAAGCCAUGCCCAUCUAGUUAAUUUAGUACUUGAACAAAAAAUACUACCAUCACUCAGCUUAUUCCAAAAUGAGGCAAAAACCAGUUACAGGCAGAUUUUGUCUCAGCCCAGAGUAACGACGAGUUUAAAAAUUGUGUAUAUAUAAAAAUAACUUCAUCAACCUUCUGCCUGGGCAGUUUUAAAGAAUGCAUUCAAGGCAAGCCCAGAAUAUACUUUUACCCAAACAUAAAUUAUAUUGUAGACAAUUUUGAGCUUUAGACCAGUAAUGUCUAGGUACUGACUGGUACAGAUUUGACAAUCAGGCUGUAGGUUCAGAUCAAACUAUGCGUGUCCUGUUAUAGUAUUGAUUUAAAGAACCUUCCAGCUUUGCAUGGCCCCAAGUCUACGGACAUCACCACUUUUGCCCAAAGAUACAGACACUUUGGACCCAACGGAACAUUAAAAGUAUUUAUCUUAUUACUUUGUAAAAAUUGCUUCCCUUUUUCAAGCAACUGCAAAUUAUUUCUAGUUGCUACAAAUUGGGUUAGAAAUGUCCAUUGCCAAGAGGCUGCUGAUUAGAUAUUUGCAAAGACUUACUUCUUACUAGACACUAAUCCGUUUUUCACAUCCUGAUAUUUUUUCCACCUACUAUAUUUAUUGAGCGAGAUCAAGUGAUUUUGAGGCUUACAUAUUGUUAGAGCACAAAAACAUUUGGAAUAGUCUUGCCAGAAGGGAACUAUGAUCAUGAUAAAAUAUUAAAUUGUUUGAGGAUCCAUGCAUCACACUGCUAAACUAAACUUAUUCAGUUCUAUUGAAGUACCAGUUUGUUUCCAGGAAAGCUCUGCUUAGAAAAAUAAAUUGAGUGUCUGGAACUAUACUGAGACUGUAAACAAACCAUUCUUCAACAGUUACCAGCACAAUGGGGAGGAGAAAAAGGCCGUCCCUUUCCAUGGCCUCAUUCCCAGUGAGUUUUGAGCCUCAUCUGCAAGAUCUCACCUAAUGUAUUGCCUGUGAAACUCUUAUUAAAUCAUUUACUUUCAACCGUUGGAUGAGCAGUCAGUUGCAUCUUAAGGUGGACCAUUUUAGACAGACAAAAUGGGGAAUAAUAUAGCAAGUUUGGCAUCCACCCGUAAAGCAAUAUCAUUACUUCCUAAUGUUACAAGUUUGGAUUUGUUCUCAUUUAUUUCAUUAUUUUCUGAAGAUUAUUCAGCGAAUGUGCCAUAAAACAUCACAUUGGAAUAUAGAAAGUGACUUUCACAUGAUGUACUGAUCCUUAAAGUUAACUUUCCCAAUGUGUACAAUCCCAUUGUAUAAUUUACUGUGAACAGAACAUUAUGUCUAUUGUACCCAGUUUUACAUCCUUUCAGCAUGCUGGGAAAUAGUAGAUAUACAGAGACUGAAGUUCCAUACAGCCGGGUUUACUGGUGGAACGGCCAUUCCCUUUUGGUAAGUUAUAUAUCUUCUCCAUUCCAGGGAACUUUCUGGAGUUUACUUGGAAUCAAUAGUUACUGAUAAAAAUUGGCAAAGCUCUUGGAAUUUGGAUCAAAGUUUAUGCCACAGCAAGUGGAAUGGCCACAGGUUCCAUGCACCACACACCAUCAAUUGGAGCCUUUAGCAUACAAGGUCACGCGGUCAUCGAAAGUGAUCCGACGUGUACCCUAAAAUCAGACUUUCCCGACCCCCAAUCUGCCCUGGCCCUCAUAAGCCAACUAUAAAUGUUAUUAUCCUCCGCCUGGAGUCAAAACAAUUCGUUUUGAAGCCAGUUGACCCAGAUAGGAUUGCCUUGUCUUUGUGCGCUGAGGGGGUCUUUUACAAGGUACCAUACUAGCUAUUCAUCAGCAUCUUCAACUGAGGCCUUGUUGUGUUAUAAAGGGUAAAAUUCCUGGUUAAUUCAGGUACUCGCUCCUUGCCCUGAUGUGCCUCUUCAUGUGGGCAGGAGUGGCAGAUUAUGUCUCGCCUUGAUCCCACCCAAGCCCAUUGCCAUUCACAAAAUGGUUGCACAUGAACAAAGGAAUAAGAACCAGGGUAUUUCCCAGAAAUUCCAGGCGUUGUCGUCAGGGCCGGAAUUUAAGGGUCAUGUUUUGAAUUUGCCUUACACUUGUCAAGAGCUUUCUUGGCGCAAGGGAAAUAAUAACACUAUCCAACAUCGAGAAAGAUAGUACUGAAUUAAGAGUUUAAAAUGUUAGAGUUCAAGAUUCUAAUAGGAAAUGUAAGAGAUAAUUCUACUAAAAGAACGAAAGCCUCUUGGGAGGAGCUGCACUGAGUUAUAUUAUGCAACUACAAAUGUUAGUGAGAUUUCAGAUAUCUGUAACAACAAGCUUAUCUGUUAAGAUUGCACGGUGCACUACCAUCCUGUCUAAAAACGUUUUGCAAGGAAAGAGUUCCUCUUUUAUAACAGAUUGUAUGGAAUUUGACUUUUUAAAAUGACCUAAACCAUUUCAAUAAACUCUAUCUUGGCACCUA